CAAAAAAAAAAACUUGGAUAAAAAGACAAAAGGUCACACACGAGCCACAAAAGGCACAUGUGUGAAACUGAAACACAACAAAGCCACUUGUUAGUGUGUUUGGUCAACACUGUAAAUACGAACAAAACCGAAUCCACCCACGAGUUAUCUCAUCUCACAGCUCUUCCUUCAACUCUCUCUUUCACUCAUUCUUCUAGGGUUAGCUAAUCUAUCUUCAAUUUCUUUUAACAAAAAAUGGAGUCUAAUUCGUUGAUCAAUUACCCCUCUCGAUCAGAUUUGUUGUGUUUGGAAGAAGAUGUGAAAGGAGAAGAAGACAAUGUGAAAGCAGAGUUUAUCUGCCCCUUCUGUUCAGAUGAGUUUGAUAUUCUUGGCCUUUGUUGCCACAUUGAUGAAGAGCAUCCUGUUGAAGCCAAGAACGGGGUUUGUCCUGUCUGCUCAAAGAAGGUGGGAUUAGACAUCGUUGGCCAUAUUACAACGCAACACUGCAACGUUUUCAAGAUAUCCUUUUUGAAGUUUGGAUACUACCUUCUAUGUUUUUUGUUUUGUACCAUCAUUGCUGGAGUUUGGAGGGUCGUUUUGGUACUCCUUGAUGUGUUAAGAGUUUACGUGCAGCGAAGGAGAAGGCUGCGUAGAGGUGGAUAUAGCUCUAACUAUCUUACACUAAGAAAAUCUCUCGGAGUUGGAGGAGCUUCCACUUUCAUUCCCUCAUCCAAUCUAGAUUCUGAUCCUUUGCUCUCAUCCUUUAUGUUUCGUCCUCCUUUGGCUAAUGAGCUUGUCAUACCCAUCGAGGAAAGAGACUGUGUAACAAAAGUCUCACCUAAGGACACCUCUCAAAGGCUAUCACUUUCGAAUGAAGAUCAAGAGAAGGCAAGAAAGAGUGAGUUUGUGCGAGAUUUGUUGUGGUCAACCAUGCUUGAAGACAAGUUAUAAUCUCUUACUAGUAAUGGUGAAUCAAGAGAUGUAUGUAGCAGAGCGUAGUAGCUUAUGAGUGUAUGUAUGUUGUCAGAAUGUACUUGUUGGGGGAACCUUAAUGUGCAUAUUCAAGAAAUGGAACUUCUUCCUCUA
Brassica rapa (field mustard) is the source of this 1065-nucleotide messenger RNA. RefSeq names its product protein DEHYDRATION-INDUCED 19 homolog 7. The record is from RefSeq and is a predicted model, not a curated record. Lineage: Eukaryota; Viridiplantae; Streptophyta; Magnoliopsida; Brassicales; Brassicaceae.